AUGCUACUAUAUUUCUGGUAUUCAAUCUUUAGCAGCUUCGACACUGUGGCACCGUAUCCAUUCGGUGUACGAAUGGUGAAUUGUUUAAAUCCCGACAUUGCAAUGGCAUACGGUAUCCAGUUCUUAUCGCAAUAUGAAACACAAGGUAGGGGUAACCAAACGUUUUUCACAAAACAUUUAGGCUCAACUUUUAAAAUUUCUAUUUUCUCCUACAUGAUCGAAUUUCAGCGGAUGGCCUUAAAUGGGGUUCAAUUUUCACUCCGCCUAGCCCGGAUCAACGGCUUACCAUCGGGCACUGCUUCGUGA
Messenger RNA from Strongylus vulgaris, 306 nucleotides. NCBI's taxonomy places the organism in Eukaryota, Metazoa, Nematoda, Chromadorea, Rhabditida, Strongylidae. The record is from the annotation of a GenBank genome assembly.